Molecule: messenger RNA, 2450 nt
Organism: Mugil cephalus (flathead mullet)
Lineage: Eukaryota; Metazoa; Chordata; Actinopteri; Mugiliformes; Mugilidae
Product: acetylcholine receptor subunit alpha
Exons: 11
Coding region: 59-1468 (469 amino acids)
Biological process (GO): chemical synaptic transmission; regulation of membrane potential; monoatomic ion transmembrane transport
Cellular component (GO): neuron projection; synapse; postsynaptic membrane
Molecular function (GO): acetylcholine-gated monoatomic cation-selective channel activity; transmembrane signaling receptor activity
Source: RefSeq, a predicted model, not a curated record
UCGGUCCACCUCCACCGCCUACUUCAACUCUAAAGUGACUACUGUGGCUUCCGUGCAUAUGGCCGUUUCUGUAAACAUCUGUGGAGAUAUGAAUCUUCCAAAGGGUCAGAUCUUCCUGGCAUGGAUUGUCUGGGUAUACUCCCGUGGAGUAUUCUGCUCAGAGGAUGAGACUCGUCUGGUAAAAACCCUGUUUACUGGUUACAACAAAGUCGUUCGUCCAGUCAACCAUUUCAAAGAAGCUGUUGUGGUCACUGUGGGACUGCAGCUAAUACAGCUGAUCAGUGUGGAUGAAGUCAAUCAGAUUGUGACCAGCAAUGUCCGCCUCAAACAGGAAUGGGUAGAUGUGAACCUGAACUGGAAUCCAGAGGAUUAUGGAGGCAUCAGAAAGAUCAGAGUCCCUUCAACCGACAUAUGGAAACCUGACCUGGUGCUAUACAACAAUGCUGACGGUGACUUCGCCAUCAUCCAUGAAACUAAAGUCCUGCUUGAGUACACUGGAAAGAUAACGUGGAACCCUCCGGCCAUUUUCAAGAGCUACUGUGAAAUUAUUGUCCUCCACUUCCCCUUUGACCUGCAGAACUGUAGCAUGAAAUUGGGAACCUGGACAUACGAUGGCCUGCUGGUUGUCAUCAACCCGGACAGUGAUCGGCCUGACCUCAGUAACUUCAUGGAAUCAGGUGAAUGGGUUUUGAAGGACUACAGGAACUGGAAGCACUGGGUUUACUACACUUGCUGUCCCGACACGCCAUACCUCGACAUCACCUACCAUUUCCUGAUGCUGCGGCUGCCCCUCUAUUUUAUUGUCAACGUCAUCAUUCCCUGCAUGUUGUUCUCUUUUCUCACCGGACUGGUCUUUUACUUGCCAACUGAUUCUGGGGAAAAGAUGACCCUCUCCAUCUCCGUCCUGCUGUCUCUCACUGUGUUCCUGCUGGUUAUUGUGGAGCUGAUCCCGUCCACUUCGAGUGCAGUUCCUUUGAUCGGAAAGUACAUGCUCUUCACAAUGGUGUUCGUCAUCGCCUCCAUCAUCAUCACGGUCAUCGUCAUCAACACACACCAUCGCUCGCCCAGUACGCACACCAUGCCCGCGUGGAUCCGCAAGGUCUUCAUUGAAACCAUCCCCAACAUGAUGUUCUUCUCAACAAUGAAGCGCCCCAGUCAGGAGAUCAGACAGAAAAGGCUGUUUCCUACUGACAUGGACAUCUCCGACAUUUCAGGUAACCCCACACGCACCAGUGUCACCUACCAGUCUCCCAUCGUCAAGAACCCUGAUGUUCGCAACGCAAUAGAAGGGGUGAAGUACAUCGCUGAGACCAUGAAGUCAGACGAGGAAUCUAACAAUGCUGCAGAGGAGUGGAAGUUUGUCGCCAUGGUUUUGGACCACAUCCUUCUCUGCGUCUUCAUGGCCGUGUGCAUCAUCGGGACGCUCGCCGUCUUCGCCGGGAGGCUCAUUGAGCUGAACACGCUGUAGAAGCUUGACCCGUAAAGGAGAGUGAUCAGGGAAGACGUCAGACUUGGAGAGGCAUUGGAGAAGUGUUUUUGUCAGUCGCUGGUGUUUCUUCCACUGAUUGGAUUUUAUUUUUUUUUUUAAACACUGGGAAGUCCAGGCAUCUCAGAGGCACGAGUCGCUUGAUCUAGAUGGGUGAAACUUGAAGUCAUUCUUGUCACUAACUCCUUUUCUAUUGUUUUUCUACAGUUUGUGAUUGCCAGAACAGAAAUGUAAUGUUGUUUAUUUUGGCAGCUUGAUUUAAGGUGUGGGUCGUAAAGUGUUGAAUGUCUUGGUCUUUGAGUACGGGUAAGAUAUUUUCCUGUCAGGAAGUUUUAUUGAUUGGUUUUGCCUGAUGCUCAUUUGACUUCUAAACAUCUUGGUUUUAUUCAUCUAUUAAUUUGUUUUCAACUUACAAUAAUAUCCAUAGUACGGUAACAAUCAUAUUCAUAGUACGGUUACAAUAAUAUCCAUAGUACAAUAGCUUUAUCUGUUUAAACCGACAUGCUGCAUUUAAAAAGUCUGAGAAAUCUGCAAUACAAAUAAUCACUUGAACUUUGCGGUAUUUAGAAUUUAUUGGUCACGUCUUUGUGCCUGGAGAUUUUCCAGCAGUGACCAUACAGUAUGUGGCAUCAAAAAAAGUCCUUUCAAUAAAGUGCAGCUUUUAUUGUGCAAUAAUGAAUAAGAGAAACAGUGGCGCAGUAGAGAAAGAGUCUUUAGUCAGCAAUAGACAUGAACAAUUCCAUUUCAUUUAACUUUGAAAUAUCACGGCUGCAGUGUUGCUGCUUGUGUUUCAACAAGCUAAAGGGCAACUUGAUUUAUUUUGCAGCCGUGUUUCCUUAAAGCUAGACCAUUCAUUUAGAGGAGUUUUGUUCUGCAUUGCAUCAUUUGUUGUUUGUUUUUUAUUUUUUAUUUGCAUAGACGUGGAGUAGAGUGGAAAAUAAAGGUCACAUCAAGAUACUAUUUA